AUGAAUUGGAGGUAUUCACAAGAUUGGUUCAGCCUCUGCCCCUUAUUGGGCCCGUGGAAGAUAGAGGAAGACAAUUCAACGGCGACGAAUGGUGCAUUCUACAUCGGAUCGUUUUCUUCCUUACAACCGAAAUCCGCCAUGUACUCGGAAGACCAAGAAUCCCACGGACUGUUAACCUUACAUUAUGGGAAACACCACGCCACAAUUGUAGACGAAAUCAAGACUUGCUUUGCAUCGGAGAAUUUCGCAGACAUGACUUUCAUAUGCGAUGAUAAAACAACCCUUAGCGCUCACAAGCUUGUAAUGGCGUCGGCGAGUCCCCUAGUUAGGCGAAUUUUAGGGGAAACAGUACAUGCGCAUGGGCCCAGCGUCGUGCUCAUUCCUGGAAUCAAGAGCUGCCAUCUGAAACACCUCCUCGAUUUCCUUUACAAUGGACAAGCCUGCAUCAAGUCUGAUAUGUGGCAGUCUUCGACGACAGAAGAGGCCAAGAGUCAGUCUGAAGACGAAAGCAGCUGGACAGCCACGGAAAACGGAAAUGGUGAACAGGUUUCAGUGAAAAAGGAAAAUGAUGACGACGAAAAGGAGGAUGGCGAAAUAAAAGAUGAUGAAGAUGAUGACGAUGAAGAUACGGCUGAUGGCAACAAUGAAGAACAAAAUUCAGGCUCUCCAAACCCAAAAUCGGAGCAAAAAGAAUCGGACGUACUAAAAAUUGGUCAGACAACAGUAAAGAUAGCAACGAAAGUCCACGAGCUGUCUCAAUACCAACAGCGAAUGAAACGGAAAAACACCUACAUAGAGCCCAUGGAUUUGAAGCAACAAGAAGAUUUCUCACAAUUGAAGCCACCAAUAGGCGACCAAAAGCUUAUAUCGCUAGUACAAAGUCCAGAUAACUACGUUACCCCCGAGUGCAGACCAGGGCUUGAGCGCAGAGACAUAUCAAAGCUUCGAACACACAUGGGGCGCCUGGUCUCUCUGUCAAACCCAAGUGAAUGCUCCAACAGGCAGCGAAGACCUUCGGGAGCCCACGUCAACGUUUUCAUCAAAUGUCAGUGA
Acanthoscelides obtectus is the source of this 1053-nucleotide messenger RNA. NCBI's taxonomy places the organism in Eukaryota, Metazoa, Arthropoda, Insecta, Coleoptera, Chrysomelidae. The record is from the annotation of a GenBank genome assembly.